AUGGGGGGAGGGGAAGGGGGGGCCGAGCGGGAAAGGGAGUACCUUGUUCAGGACGGCGGUGGUGGCGCUGCGUCGGGUCAGGAGGAGCAGGUGCUGGUGUUUGAGUUUGUGGAUGCCGAGUUGAAGACCGAGCCGAAGGGCUCUAAAGGGCGCGGCCGAGAGGACAGCAUGCGGAUGCCCGUCUUUGGCCAGGCGCAGAUGAUGCGCUUGAUUGAGCGGCGGAAUGCCAAGUUUGUGCAGGCUGUUAAUGAGUUUGUUGAGCGGUGCACUGCGGAAGGGUUGGAUCCGGAGAUGGUGCUGAAGGAUGCGAGAGAGGCGUAUAUUCCCAAGAUGGCCGAGGUUGAGGCUCAGGAGACGGGGAAGCUGACCAGCACGCUCCCGGCGAGCAUACCCCACGAGAGGAAGAGCAUACCCGAAAUUGUCCAGGAGAUCAAGGACAGCCCGUGGUACACCGGCCAGGUCGUGCCGGAUGGGCACAGGGUGUUCGAAGCACAGGAAGCGGUCUACGGGGAGCUGAAUUUCCUGCUCAGUCAGGACCUGGUUAACGCCUUGUACAACACCAAGGGUAUCACACAGUUCUUUGCCCACCAGGCCGAGGCUAUCAACGCGCUACACGACGGGUACAACGUUGUCGUCGCGACGUCGACAAGCUCAGGCAAAUCACUGAUCUAUCAGCUCCCCGUACUGCACGCUCUAGAACAGGACCAGAACACCAGAGCGAUGUACAUAUUUCCGACAAAAGCGCUAGCUCAGGACCAGAGGCGGAGUUUAAAAGAGAUGAUAGGCUUCAUGCCGGGGAUGGAGGACGUACUGGUCGAAACUUUUGACGGAGACACGCCCAUGAGCGAGAGGAAUACCAUCCGCGACGAGGCGAGGAUUAUCUUCACAAACCCGGAUAUGCUGCAUAUUACGAUCUUGCCCAAGGAGGACCAGUGGCGAACUUUUCUAAAGAAUUUGAAAUAUGUCGUCGUUGACGAGCUACACUACUACAACGGUCUGAUGGGGUCCCACGUCGCCUUUGUCAUGAGGCGGCUGCGUCGGACAUGCGCAGCGCUGGGGAACAGACAUGUCAAGUUCAUUUCAUGCUCGGCAACGGUCGGAAACCCGGAGGAGCACUUCAAGAAGAUGUUUGGUAUCCAGGAUGUGCGGCUAGUCGACUUUGACGGGUCUCCGUCCGGACGGAAAGAGUUCCUCUGCUGGAACACCCCGUACAAAGACCCCGGCGACCCAGCGAGCGGGCGCGGAAACGCCAUGCUCGAGUGCUCUCGACUGUUCUGCGAGUUGAUCCUCCGCGGCGUCAGGGUCAUAGCUUUCUGCAGGAUUCGAGAGCAGUGCGAGAAGCUGGUCAGUGCCGUCAAACAGGAGUUAGUAACCCUCGGACGGAGCGAGGUCGUCGGGCGGGUCAUGGGCUACCGUGGGGGAUACACGGCCCAGGACCGCCGGCAAAUCGAGAGCGAGAUGUUCGAAGGGAAGCUCCUCGGCAUCGUUGCCACAACUGCCUUGGAACUCGGGGUUGAUAUCGGCACCCUGGACUGCGUGCUUACCUGGGGGUUCCCGUACACUAUCGCCAACCUUAGACAGCAGAGCGGGAGAGCCGGUCGAAGAAACAAGGACUCACUCUCCAUCCUCGUCGGCGACGGCUUUGCCACAGACCAGCACUACAUGCAGAACCCAGACGAGCUCUUUACCAAGCCGAACUGCGAGCUGCAGGUGGACCUGGACAACAUGCUCGUCAAGGAGGGCCACAUCCAAUGCGCAGCCUACGAGAUGCCCAUACGACCAGUCGAAGACGCCGCCUACUUUGGGAACGACCUCCCUCAGCUCUGCAAGGAGCGCUUGAUCCAGGACGAGACCGGCUUCUACCACUGCCACCCCCGCUUCCGGCCGCUCCCCUCCAAGUUCGUGUCGAUCCGCGACACGGAAGAAGACCACUUCGCCAUCAUCGACACCACCAACAACCGCAACGUCGUCCUCGAGGAGCUCGAAGCCUCGCGCGCGACCUUCACCAUCUACGACGGCGCCAUCUUUCUGCACCAAGGCAACACCUACCUGGUCCGCGACUUCAACCCGGACAAGCACAUGGCGCGGGUGGAGCGGGUCAAAGUCGACUGGCUGACGUCGCAGCGCGACUACACCGACGUCGACCCGGUGGAGACGGAGGCGGUCAAGCGGAUCACGGGGUCGCGGUCGCGGGCCUACUACGGGACGAUCCGGAUCCGGCAGGUAGUCUUCGGAUACUUCAAAGUAGACGCGCGGCGCAACAACCGCAUCCUAGACGCAGUCGACGUCGACAACCCGCCGGUGGUCCGGCACAGCAAGGGCAUGUGGCUGGACGUGCCCAAGCGGGCGCUCGACAUACUCGCGGCGCGGCGGCUCAACGCGGCGGCGGCCAUCCACGCGGCCCAGCACGCGCUCGCGAGCCUCAUCCCCAACUUCGUCGUCAGCACCCCGGGCGACGUGCGCACCGAGUGCAAGAGCGGCCGCAAGGAGUUCGCCCGCAAGCCCGAGACGCAGCGCAAGCGGCCCGCCCGCCUGACCCUCUACGACGCCAAGGGCGGCGCCGGCGGGUCGGGGAUCAACACCAAGGCCUUCGAGUUCGUCGACCUGCUGCUGCGGCAGGCGCGCGCCCGCGUGGAGGCUUGCCCCUGCGCCUGCGACGCCGGCUGCCCCGAGUGCUGCGCGUCCCCCGCGUGCGGCGAGAUGAACGAGGUCAUGAGCAAGGCCGGCUGCGAGGUCGUGCUCAAGGCCCUGCUGGACGAGGAGAUCGAUGUGGAUGCCCUGCCCAUGGGCCCCGAGGAGGGCGCGCCGGCUGGGCUCGAGACCGUGGUGCUGGCGGAGGCGGUGCUGCCGAGGGACGGGCGGGGGUUGGAGGUUGACGACGCCGGCGCCGGCGAAGAUGCCGACGGCCGGUGA
Molecule: messenger RNA, 2913 nt
Organism: Chaetomium fimeti
Lineage: Eukaryota; Fungi; Ascomycota; Sordariomycetes; Sordariales; Chaetomiaceae
Product: P-loop containing nucleoside triphosphate hydrolase protein
Exons: 4
Coding region: 1-2913 (970 amino acids)
Molecular function (GO): ATP binding; nucleic acid binding
Source: RefSeq, a predicted model, not a curated record